GGAAUUUAACCUAAUUGUUAAGUUAAUUACCAUUUGUUCAUGUAGCUUGUGUACCAAUGAUCUUUUGAUAGCUUGUUUCAACCUGAACUCAGGAAUCAGGACGCAACGAUGGAUAGCGGGAAAGUUGUUUGGGCUCCGCACCCUGAACAUGGAUUCAUGCUGGGAACCAUCACUGAUAUUGGUCACAGCACAAUUACAGUUCAACCAUUUUCGAAAAAUGAAAAGCCCACGUCUGCCCCUUACAGCCAAGUGUUUCCAUCUGAACCAGACAAUAAUAAAGAGAUGGAUGACAAUUGUGCUCUCAUGUACCUCAAUGAAGCUACUCUUCUCCACAACCUGAGAGUGAGAUACAAAAAGGAUAAAAUUUAUACUUAUGUAGCUAACAUCUUGAUUGCUGUGAAUCCCUACAAAGAAAUUAAGAAGAUGUAUGAUGCUGAUUCCAUAAAAAAUUACAGGGGAAAAUCUCUGGGAGUGAUGCCACCUCACUGUUAUGCAAUAGCUGACAAAGCAUAUCGUGAUAUGAAAGUGAAUAAACUUUCACAAUCAAUGAUCGUGUCUGGUGAAAGUGGUGCCGGAAAAACUGAGAAUACAAAAUUCGUUUUAAAAUAUCUUGCGGAUUCGUAUGGAAGUGGAGAACAGAUAGAUAAAAGAAUUGUCCAAGCGAAUCCACUACUGGAAGCAUUUGGUAAUGCUAAAACUGUUCGUAACAACAACAGCAGCAGAUUUGGAAAAUUUGUUGAGAUUCAUUUCGAUGAAAAGAACAAAGUUGUCGGUGGUUUUGUAUCUCAUUAUUUGCUUGAAAAAUCACGAAUUGUGCUGCAAAACUCCAAGGAAAGAAAUUAUCACAUUUUUUAUAGACUGUGUUGUGGAGCACCACAAGAUAUUCAAGAGAAAUUACAUCUUAUGUCUCCAGAUAAAUUCAGAUAUCUUAGUAAUGGAUCCACCCAGUAUUUCCUGUCGAAAGAAAGUACGUCUAAAGUUGAUGCAAAACGCAUAUCAGCUGAGCACAAGAAAAAGGGAAGCCUCCAUGACCCAUUGCUGGACGAUUACAGAGAUUUCGCAAGGAUGCAAAGUUCGAUGGCAGAUAUUGGACUUUCUAAAGAUGAAAUGUUUCACUUGUUUCGAGUUGUUGCCGCAGUUUUACACCUCGGUAACGUCAAAUUUGAAGACAGUGGAGGAUCUUCAGGCGGUUGCAUGGUUUGUGACAGCAGUGUAGAAACUGUUCGCAUUGUUGCAAAAUUACUUGGACUUGAUCAAGAAGCCUUGACUGAAGCUCUCACUACAAGAUCUAUGACUUCUGCUGGAGAAACAAACACUAUAAAAGUACCUCUCAAAGAAGAGCAAGCAUCGAGUGCCAGAGAAGCUCUUGCUAAAGCAAUCUACUCUCAUUUAUUUGAUCAUGUCGUUGCUAGAAUCAAUGAAUGCUUUCCAUUUGAAUCUUCCCAAUGCUAUAUUGGAGUUCUAGAUAUUGCUGGAUUUGAAUACUUUGAAACCAACAGCUUCGAACAAUUUUGCAUCAACUAUUGUAACGAAAAACUUCAGCAAUUCUUCAACAUGAGAGUUUUGCACGAUGAACAAGAACUUUAUUCCAAGGAAGGAUUGGGAGUCCAUGAAGUGAAUUACACAGAUAAUCAAGACUGCAUUGAUCUGGUUGAAUCUCCCAAAGUAGGAAUCCUUGAUAUUCUUGAUGAAGAAAAUAAACUUCCUCGGCCAUCUCCUUCUAAUUUUACAUCUACUGUUCACAAGAAACAUUCAAAUCAUUUUCGCAUUUCGAUUCCUCGCAAAUCUCAGUUGACGAAGCAUCGUAAUCUCCGAGAUGAUGAAGGCUUUCUUAUACGUCAUUUUGCUGGAGCUGUUUGCUACCAAACUGCACAAUUUGUUGAAAAAAACAAUGACGCUCUCCAUCAUUCACUUGAAGUUCUUAUUUCAAGUAGUCAAGAUCAAUUGGUUCGUCGACUAUUUGAAAAUGGAAAUGCAAAAUCAACGAAAGGGAAACUUUCUUUUAUCAGUGUGGGAACUAAAUUCAAAAUCAAUCAAACUUUGAGGAAAGUUAAUUCACUUAAGUUUGUAAGUGUCAGUGCCUGUUUUCGGACCCAAUUGUCAAAAUUGUUGGAAAAAUUGAACACGACUGGAUCUAGUUUCAUAAGAUGUGUCAAACCCAACUUAGCAAUGAAGAAUGAUUUAUUUGAAGGAGCACAAAUUCUUAGUCAACUGCAGUGUGCAGGAAUGGUAUCUGUGCUUGAUCUCAUGCAAGGUGGUUUUCCAUCGAGAGCACAAUUCUCAGAUCUUUACGACAUGUACAAGAAGUUGAUGCCUGAGCAUAUGAAAAGAUUGGAUCCAAGAUUGUUCUGUAAGGCACUUUUCAAAGCUCUUGGACUCAAUGAGAAGGAUUUCAAGUUUGGGAUGACAAAGAUUUUUUUCAGACCAGGAAAGUUUGCUGAAUUUGAUGAACUUUUGCAUUCUGACCCACAACACUUGAAAGCUUUGAUCAAGAAGGUCCAGAAAUGGUUGCUCAGAGCAAGAUGGAGGAAAGUACAAUGGUGUUCUUUGACAGUCAUAAAACUCAAAAACAAAAUGGCAUGGAGACGAGCACAAUAUGUUCUCAUUCAGAAACGUGUGAGAGGAAUGAUUGCAAGAAAAAAACACAGACCUCGUAUCCAAGCUUUGAAGAUGUCCAUGCCACUUGUCAUACAAAUUACAAAAAUGCGUCAGCUGGCUGAAGGACUCAAAACAAAAGCAGAUAUGGUUGCUAAAGUCGACCUACAUGAGAAAAAUGUUCGUGCUCACAUGAACAAAAUUAAGUCGUCUGUUCUGCAACCAACUGUCAUGGAGGAUAGUUAUAAUAAGUUGAGAAAACAAGAAGAAGGCAUCAUCAAUGAAAUUCACAAGAAAUUACUUGCUGAAGCUGAGGCUGAAAGGGCAAGGAAGAUUAAGGAGGAAAUGGAACGUGAAAGAAAAAGGAGAGAGGAGGAGGAAGCAAGAAAGAAAAAGGAAGAAGAAGAGAGAGCCAGAAAGAAGAGAGAAGAAGAACAAAAUAAACGAUUAAAACUGGAAAUGGAAGCCAAAAGAAGGAAAGAAGAAGAGGAACGCAAGAAAAAGGAGGAGGAAGCAAGAAGAAUCGAGGCACAAAUGGCUGCGGAAAUGGAACGAGAGAGAAUCGAAGAAGAAAAAAGACAAGCCAUCAUAGAGCAGGAAAAACGUGACAGAGAACUUGCAUUGCGUAUUGCUCAAGAUGAGGGCCAACAAGUUAUUGAAGAAACACCCAAACCAUUCCAGAAACCGGACGAGCCAGGAGCAAAGGUCAUAUCCUCCAGUGGAAAGAACAUUGACUUGACAAAAUGGAAAUAUGCUGAUCUCAGAGAUACCAUUAAUACAUCAACAGACGUUGCACUGUUGGAAGCAUGUCGUGCUGAGUUUCAUCGAAGAUUAAAAGUCUAUCAUAAGUGGAAAAAUACAAAUAAAGCAAGAAAUCAAGGAAAUCAGGAUAAACAAGAGGAACGAGCACCGACUGAAAUUACUCAACAUGCUGCUCAUGGGGUCCAGCAGAGAGCUCUUCCAAAGAUACCACAAGCUGAAAUGAAAGCUCAGCGUUAUUUCCGUAUUCCGUUCAUUCGACCUGCUGAUCGUGGUGUAGAUGCAACCAUGCGUAAAAAAGGAUGGUGGUUCGCACAUUUCGAUGGACCAUAUAUCGCUCGACAAAUGGAAUUACAUCCUGAUAAAGUUCCACUUCUUCUAGUUGCUGGCAAGGAUGACAUUCAGAUAUGUGAAUUAACUCUUGAAGAAACUGGAUUAGCAAGAAAGAAAGGGGCUGAAAUACUACAGCACGAGUUUGAACAAGUAUGGGUUUCAAGUGGAGGAAGAGAGUAUUUACUUCGUGCUAUAGCAAAUAAACAAGCCAGGCCCACAUAUGCCACUGCUAUGAUGCAACAGGCUACUGCUAGAUAAGAAACCAAAGACAAAUUGACCAUGUCAUACGCGGUAUUAAAAUAUCGGGCAAUUUACAGUUUUUGUGCACUGUAUCUUCGUUGUUUUACUGAACUAGGCACCUUGUGUUUGACACUAUUUUCGUUUGGUUUUGCGAUUCAUUUCUGGGAGAAAUGUUCUAAAUUGAAUCUUUUCUUGCUAAAAUGCCAUGAUCAUGAUUUAAUUACAAUAUAGACACAUUUUAGUCCUAAAUUAUAAAUUUUGAAUACUGACAAUGGCAAUCUUGAAUAAAUAUUUGGAAUGUCAUUAUUCAUGAAUAAAUUAAAUUUUCUUGAUAAACUAAAUUUUUUAUUGUUUCCAAUCGUAUAUAUAUUUACAAUCGUAUGAUACCGGUACGUUAUUGCCUAAAACGUACACACUCUCUGUGAGUAGGUACUUUUCUUGUCUGUUUCUGAUGUAAAAAAUUGGAUGCCAUUACAGCAGAAGGUCAUCUUUAAUUUGUCGUCUACCCAGUCUAAGAUCUACCAAGUCUUAUCUAUUUAAGUUACGGAAAAUGGUCUCCCUCGCUGUCACAAGCUUGAGGUAGAUUUACCCUAUAGUGUGGUACAUCUUGCGCUAUUUUGGCACUAAAUAUUGUCUUAUUCAUUGGUGGUGAAAGAAUAAAACACUUCAUAUUUUCAUUGCCAAGUUUAUAUCGUCAUGCUGCUUCUAUAAUCAACCUGUAAUUAGCAUAGUGCAAUGAUUUUAGUAUAAUUCCAAGUGCAACUUUAUCAUAUGUGACUUUAUUAUAGUCAUCUAACAGAUAUUUUACAUUCGUGAUUAUCUACGUACUUUUCCUUCAAUAGAUAUUCUAUUGCCAACAUUAGUAUAAUUUUGGGCAAAAUUGUUCAUUGUGACAUAUUUUAUGCAAAAUGUUUUUAAAAUUGUGAUCACUGUAUUAUAUCAGUAACAUAAUAUUUAUCUGCGUAUCAUGAAAUACAUAAUCGGUUUUCGGUCGGCGAUGAAAUGAUUCUUUCAUGUUUUUUUCUGUCUUGCGAUACGUCAAAUUAAUCGCCUUUUUGUUUUGUAUGUCUUCAAUUAGUCUUGAAUGUUUAAUGUGAUUAGUUAGUUAAAUUAGCACUAUCAAUUAUAUAUAUUGAUUACUCAAUGAUUUUAGCACUUUUCAAUCUUAUUGCCUAUUAUUAAUUGUGUAUGUAUGAUUUUUCAAAUUGCCAAUUUCCUGUAGGUAUAUUUUCAAAACUGUAGUAUUUAAAAUCCUAGGUAUAUUGUAUUUAGCAUUUAAUUCACAUCAAAUGAUUGGAUUGAAAAAAUGAUUUGUUUUUGUAAAGGAAAAUUAUAAAUUGUAGACGCAGAGGUGUACCAGUAUUGUCAAAAUUUUGUACGGUACUGAUAAUAACAAAUUGCUUAUACCUAUGCUGUUGCCUUGGUUGAAUUCCUUUUCAAAUACUUUAUGCUCGUUUAUGGUAUCCAAUAUAUCAUUUAUGAAAUAUAUUAUCUAUGAGACGUAACAAUUUAUUUUAUAUUAUUCAUAAAUUGAAAAUAUUAGAAAAAUAUAGUCGUAUUACUUGCAUAUUUUCUCGAUUGAUUUUGAAUUUUCUGUAAUUUGUAGUUUUUUUUUUCCGCCAGCAUUUGAACCUCUGUCGUAGGCUUUUAGUACAAUUUAAAAUCGUCUGAUUUCUGUUUAUCUUUGAUUUUGUGGUGAAAUUUCUUCAAAUGUUAGUGAAUAAUAAAAAUGAAUGUAUGAUUAAAUAUCUGAGUGUUGUUAUUGAUAUGAAGAUUGGCACUGUUCAUCAGAAUGAAACGUUUUUAAUGAC
Messenger RNA from Styela clava, 5738 nucleotides. Its product is annotated as unconventional myosin-VI-like. The record is from RefSeq and is a predicted model, not a curated record. Gene Ontology annotation, biological process: actin filament organization; actin filament-based movement. NCBI's taxonomy places the organism in Eukaryota, Metazoa, Chordata, Ascidiacea, Stolidobranchia, Styelidae. Gene Ontology annotation, molecular function: microfilament motor activity; actin filament binding; ATP binding. Gene Ontology annotation, cellular component: actin cytoskeleton; endocytic vesicle; myosin complex.